Anopheles bellator is the source of this 1590-nucleotide messenger RNA. RefSeq lists its product as uncharacterized. NCBI's taxonomy places the organism in Eukaryota, Metazoa, Arthropoda, Insecta, Diptera, Culicidae. The transcript is spliced from 3 exons. Bases 1 to 1590 code for a protein of 529 amino acids. The record is from RefSeq and is a predicted model, not a curated record.
AUGACCACUCCUUCAGCACCAACGAUGACCUACGACGAGUUCGUAAGCGUAGGAAAAAUCCCCGAUUAUGUCCGCGAUUUACCAACAUUCGAUGGACAUGCGAACGAACUAAUGGCGUGGAUAAUGGAGAUCGAAAAUGUUCUCCAUAUAUGCCUACAUGGUUGCCGUGGCCAAAACAUCUCAAUAUCUAGUUUAGAAAAAAUACCGAUAUUCGCAUUUAAAAGAGGCGAUGCCAGAGUAACAUUUGGCAAUAACUACUACAUACAUCAUUUCAACGUAUCAGCCAUACAGCGCGAAAUUAGGAUCUUAUCUACGGAAUUUAGUUCUCUAGAAGAAACCCAAUUUACAACCAUUAUAGAACAAGAAUUCACUAACGCAUAUGAAAUGUUGAAGAAUACAUUUCCGAUCCAUAGAAGCAAACGUUGGGACGCAAUAGGAACUGUUUGGAAGUUUAUCGCAGGAAGUCCAGACGCUGAUGAUCUAAGGCUAAUCAAUUCUACUAUAAACGAUCUCAUAACCAACAAUAAUGUACAAGUAAAAAUCAAUAAGGAUCUUACACUUCAGCUAACAGAGACACUGCAACGAAUCCAAGAAGCACUUAAACUUUCGCGAGAUUCCUCGAUAGACUUUUAUUCAAUAAACAUUCUCCUGAACCUCAAAUAUCUGUCCGAGAAGUUAAGCUUAGUUACAGAUAGUAUAGCUUUGGCUAAAUUGGGCAUAACAAACCCACGCAUAUUGAACAAGAACGAAAUAGAUUUACUAAUUAGCGAUAUAACAAAACAAGAACUUCCGAUACAAACAGUUACAGAAGCAUUGUCGUACACGAGUACAAAAAUUGCCACGAAUAAUAAUGAAAUACUGUUCAUCAUAAGUUGCCCUAGACUUACAAGCGACCUUUACACGAGGAUUGAGCUGUUCGGUAUAACUAACAAUGAUAAGAAAGUUCAUGUUCCCAACCAAUAUUACCUUUCCCUUAAAUCCCAAUUUUUCAUCGUCCCCAAUGUCGAGAAACACAUAUUCGAUCUAAAGGAUUUGCAACAAGACAACGGAAAUUGUAUCCCAGCACUUCUUCGAGGAGAGUCAGCACUCUGUGACUACAUAUCGAACCCAGCGAAGACUGAAGUUAUUCAUCUCGAUACGAACCAUUUGUUGAUCGACUCGGUUAGUACCUUCACCAUCAAAACCACAUGCGGCGUUAAGAAGAGAAAUUUGACCGGUUCAUUUCUCAUAACCUAUGAGGCAUGUAGUAUCUUCCUCAAUGAGAAAAUGAUCUCUAAUAACAAAACCGAAAUGUUCGGAUCGCCAUUGCAUCUACCUAUCUACGAGCUUAGAAAUGAGAUGCAGAAAAUGAAAUUAGAGACAAAUAGCAUCAACGGAAGUGGAUGGUUUUACAUGAACAUAAUCAGUUGGCCUGUGAUGCUAAUUAUUGCCUUCGGUGCCUACAUAGCUACGAAAAUGUGGAAGAGAGGAACCGUCAUAAAUAUCCACGAACCACCAACACCGCGCCCCACAUCGGAUAACGAGAAUGCGUCAAACAACUACAACCCACCCACCAUGAUGCAUGUAUUUCGUACGGAGCCUCAAAUCUAA